Molecule: messenger RNA, 3966 nt
Organism: Leishmania major strain Friedlin
Lineage: Eukaryota; Euglenozoa; Kinetoplastea; Trypanosomatida; Trypanosomatidae
Product: putative structural maintenance of chromosome (SMC) family protein
Exons: 1
Coding region: 1-3966 (1321 amino acids)
Biological process (GO): sister chromatid cohesion
Cellular component (GO): nucleus; chromosome; cohesin complex
Molecular function (GO): DNA binding; ATP hydrolysis activity; protein binding
Source: RefSeq, a predicted model, not a curated record
AUGUUGUCAAAGAUUCACCGCGUAGAGCUCGACAACUUCAAGAGCUACUACGGCAAAGCUGUCAUCGGGCCCUUCAAGGAUUUCACGUGCAUUGUUGGGCCCAACGGCGCGGGGAAGUCCAACUUGAUGGACGCGCUGAGCUUCGUGCUGAGCAGCACCGUCACACAGGCAAGCGCCUCAUCGAUGCGCGGCAAGUCCGCGGUCGACUUCAUUCAUCGCAAGGCAAAGACGGCGGGCAACGGGUGCCGCGUGACUCUGGUGAUGCGCCAUCCGGCCUCGCAGAGGGCAGUUGCCGCCGCUGCAGCACCGACUGGCGGCGAGGCAGGCAAAAGCGAUGCCGUUCCGUCCGCCGCCCGUCGUGGCGCGGUCGUUGCCGACGACGGAGAGCACGUUCAUCACAGCAGCACCGUCGAGACCUCUUUUACUCGCCAGGUGGAUGUGCAGGGUACGGUCUCAUGCCUGCUCAACGGCAAGCGAGUGACAGAGAAGGAGUACGUGGCCGCGCUUACCGAGCACCGCAUUGGCGCCCGUGUUGACACGUUUCUCGUGUUUCAGCAUCAAGUGGAGGCAGUUGCGCAGAAGAAGGCGAAGCAGCUGACGGAGCUACUCGAGCAGGUCAGCGGCAGUGGUGAGCUUCAUGGUGAAUACGCGGCCAAGAAGGCCGCACUGGAGAAGGCCAACGAGGCGCUGACGAGUGCGUCUCUCGAAAAGCGAGGGGCUGCUGUGGCGGUGCAUCAAAUGCGACUGGCCAAGAAGGAGGCGGAGCGCUACGAGGAGCUGCAUCAGCAGCUGACGAGCGUCAGGCAAGAGCUAGCCCUCUCCGAGCUCUUCGCCGUCGAAACGGAACUUGAGAAGCACAAGGAAGAGCUGCAGCAGCGCCGCGACGCGCUUGCGGAACUGGAAAAGAGCAUUGCAACGGAGCAGGCGAUCCGGGAGAUGAAGCGGACGUACGCGACCCGGCACAAGACCUAUUUGGAGGAGCUGAAAAAGGCGCGUAAGUCUGCCGAUGAUCUGCGGCUUAAGCACAACACGGUGGAGCGCAUCAAAGCGGCGCUGGCGCACCUAACCCGCAAGGCAGAGCUGCAGCGGCAGGAGCUGGAAGCGGCGCAGAAGGCGACAACUGUCCGCUCUGCCGAGGCGGAGCGCCUCGAGGGGCAGCUGAAGAAGCAAAAAGCGCUGCUGGACACUUUCGAAAAACGCUGCGCCGCUGACGACACGAAGCGAGUCACGCUGGACGCCGUGCUCAAUCAGCAGCAGCUGGCCGAGUACCGGCAACUGCGGAAGGAGGCGGAGUGCGCGACCGUGAUGCUACGCCAGCGCCGGGAGACGGUGCUGCGGCAACGCGACUCCGCACAGGAGGCCCUGAAACAAUGCGACAGAGCUGCGGAGGCACACCAGCAGCAGAUAAAGGACGUCAGCCAGGCCAUUGAGACGGCCGCGAAGUACGGGGCUGAACUGCAGCGGCGCCGCAGCGAGUUGGAGGAAACGGUGAGCACGCUCAAGGCCCAGCUCACAGAAGCCAGUAAGGACCUUGAAACAAUGCAGAAGAAAAACAAAGCACGGGAGGCGGAGCUGGCACGACUGCAGGAGCAGUUGCACGAGCUGCGCUACAUGAAAGACACAAGCAAGCAGAACUUGCGCAUGGCGGACGCUCUCCAGGCCUUGCGCUCUCUCUUCCCAAUCCGCGGACGCAUGGUGGAUCUGUGCACGGUGCCCAGCGAGCGGCACCGUAACGCGGUCACGGUGGCCAUGGGCAAAAACCUUGAGGGCAUCGUUGUGGAGACAACCGCGGUGGCGAUUCGCUGCGUCAAGUAUCUGAAGGAGCAACGCAUGCCGCCCAUGACGUUUCUGCCGUUGGACGCAGUGCAAGGCAAGGCUGUCGACGACCGUCUGCGCACAUUUGGUGGCACAUGCAAACCCAUUGUCGAUGUGGUUCGCUUUGAGCCUGAGCUGGAGCCGGCGGUGCGGUAUACACUGGGCCAGACGCUGCUGUGCGACACGGUUGCCGAGGCCAAGUCGGUCGCCUACGGCCGCGACGGGGAGCGCUUCAAGGUGGUGACGCUGGACGGCACAGUCCUCCUGAAGAACGGGUCUGUGCAAGGUGGUUUGGCCUCCGUUCAGAGCCGCGCCCGCAAGUGGGACGAGAAGAAGUACGAGGACCUUCGCGCUGCCCGCGACCGCCUGUUGAGCGAAGCCGCCGGAGGUGGGGAGGCAGAACUGGCCCGCAUCCAGAUCUCGAUUCGGGACAUGGAGGCGCGGCGCGAGUUUGCUGAGAAGCGCGUCGCUGUAGUGCACACGGAGCAAUGCGCCAACGAUAUCAAGACGCAGCGGCUGACGGAGGAGCUGGCGAAGCUGGAAAGCCGCGGAGCCGAUUUCACGACGCGGCAGAAGGGAUACGCAGCGGAGCUGCAGGUGAUGCACAAGGAGCUACUAGAGCUCUCCAAGUCGAUCUCGCGCGUCGAGGGACAGGUUUUUGCUGACUUCCAAAAGAAGGUGGGCAUCCCCAACCUGCUACAGCUGGAAGGGCAGCAAACGCAAGAGGCAAAGCAGCGCGCUGAGACACGGCAGCAGCUGCUACUCGUGAUUCACAAGCUGGAGAGCUCACUCGAGAUGGAGGUGAAGCAGGUGGGCGACGCGAAGAUCGCCGACUUCGAGGAGGCGUGUGCGCGGCUGCACAAGGAAAAGGAGCAGUGCAAAAAGGACCUCACCGAUUACAAAGCGCUCGUGGAGAAGGCGGAGCGGCAGCACCAGGAGAUGAGGAAGACGGCUGCGCAGAGCCGCACCGAACUCGACUCGCUGGAGCAGCAGAUUCGAAACGCGACUCGAAACUCCGAGACUGAUCUGGUUCGUGUCGCCCAGGCGCGGAAGCUCGUCACAGGCAUUCAGCUUGCCUGCGACUCUCUGCGGUCGCGUCGGCUGAACCUGGUGCGCCGCUGCCAGAUGGACGAAAUUGGUAUUCCACUGAAGCCGGUGGCCAGCAGCGGAGCGAAACGCGCGCGCGGCGAGGAUGCGGACGCGGCCACCCGCGCCUCCUCCGGCCUGCCUACGCCGUCGUCGCGCCAAAGGUCUAGCGCCACGGGGAGUCGCGCGCAAGUUCUUCUCUCCGAGCCGUUCACACUGCUCGUCGAAGGCGGAGCGAGCCAGAGCAGCGUUCGCGGAGGAACGAGCGCCGCAUCUUUUGCCUCCUCGCCGGCCCUCGAUUCAGAGACGACCAUGUGCAUCGACUUCUCCUCGCUCACGGAGGCACAGCGAGUGGUGGCAGCGGACCGGGCUCAGUUUUCUGCAUACAGCCACCGUACCCAGGCGCAGUUGGAGGCGCUCGCGGCGGAGAUGGAGUCUGUGGCGCCAAAUAUGAAGGCCGCCUCGCGCGUCACGGCUUCAGAGGAUCGUCUCGGGGCGUCGUCGACGCUGCUCGACGAGGCUCGCGAUAUGGCCCGUGUGGCCAACAAGGAGUUCGCGCGCGUCAAAGAGCAGCGCACGGAGCGCUUCAUGGAGAUGUACGAGAAGGUGGCGGCCACAGUGGACCAGGUGUACCGCGAGCUUACCAUGGGCACCCGCGCCCAUGCAGUGCACGGCUCGGCGUACCUUAGCCUGGAGAAUGUGGAGGAGCCGUACCUCGGCGGCACCACCUACCACGCCACACCGCCUCUCAAGCGCUUCAUGCCGAUGGAGCUGCUCUCCGGCGGAGAGCGCACCAUGGCGGCGCUGGCGCUUCUCUUUGCGAUCCGCGAAGUCUCCCCGACGCCCUUCUUCGUGCUGGAUGAGGUGGACGCGGCGCUAGACGCCGGCAAUGUAGAGAAACUUGCGAGAUACCUUCGCAAAAACUGCCAGUCGUGCCAGUUCGUCGUGAUUUCGCUGAAGGAACAGCUUUACCACAUGGCAGAUAUGCUGCUGGGCGUUAUGAAGGACAAGGAUCGGGAGAGCUCUAAGGUGCUCACCAUGGACCUGCGUGGCUACCCGUACUAG